This is a messenger RNA of Venustampulla echinocandica, 576 nucleotides long. RefSeq lists its product as uncharacterized. NCBI's taxonomy places the organism in Eukaryota, Fungi, Ascomycota, Leotiomycetes, Helotiales, Pleuroascaceae. The transcript is spliced from 2 exons. Bases 1 to 576 code for a protein of 191 amino acids. The record is from RefSeq and is a predicted model, not a curated record.
AUGUCUCAUACAGAGUCACUGGCUAUUGCUCCAACAAGCACCGCGCAGCAGGUGCGUGAAGCCCUUGCUCAGUUUACCGGGCAGGAGAAGUGGAGGCGUAAUGAAUACUGGAAUUUCUUCCUGGUAACUAUCGCUUCCUGUCUCCUUACCUCCACCUCUACGCCUCCGCGCCUCCGCGCCUCCCCGCCUCCUUACCAAUCUGGAAGAGGGCGACGGGAGAUCUUUGAUUCUAUAUACGAGAGUGUUUCGGAUAAGGAUUGGCUUCAUCCAGUUACGAUGGAAACCGUUGAUAAGCAAUUUAUUGCUCGAGCAAACGAGAAAUGGGGACUCCCUAACGAAAAGUGGAUUUUGGAAGGCGAGUGGCUGCAGAGACGCCCAGAUCUCCUUACGUGGAUGCGGUGGGCCUAUUGGAAAUUAAGCAAGCAGAGAAAACCUACUGGCAGUGUUGCCUCCCCGCCCACUGCUGGCUUAGUGGGCCAGGGUGCUGCCACAAAUGCAACAUCCGGUGAUGGGCAGGGAUCUAGCAGUGAAACAAGGAGUGUGCGAACCUGGAAGGAUGUUGUGUUGGAGAAGUAG